AUGUACUUCAUCGCGCGGAGAUCCGACGGGCGACUGGUCGGAGCAGCCUUCAACCUGGACAUGUUCAACGAGCCCGACCUCCACCCGCCCCAGGCGCUCCUCCCGGUCUUCACCCUGCUCAGAACCCUGGAAGGACCACACAAGCGCAUCCACAUGCCCAAGGCGGAGAACGAGGUGCUCCACAGCGGCAUGAUGUCCACGGACGAGGCCCUGUCCAAGGAGGAGAACGUCCUGGUCAUGCAGUGCAUGGAGGAAGAAAAUCUCCGCCAGGCUCAACGGAGGGGAUACUCCACCAUUUUCACCAUUAAUACGAGUGCCUUAACCCAGCAAUUGGCAUCGGUGCUGGGCUACGAAUUGCUCGAGGACUUUCAGGUGAAUCAGUUCGUGAUGCCCGACGGCUCCAUGCCUUUCGCCGGGGCGAAGGACACCCAGAGGGCCAUCUGCGUCGUCAAGCACGUCCUCUGACGGCCGCCGUUUCGUCCUGUGUCUCAACCCUGCAAAAAUAUAUAUUGUAUUCGGUUCCCCCCCCCCCUUCCCGCUCUGCAAAAUG
Molecule: messenger RNA, 550 nt
Organism: Darwinula stevensoni
Lineage: Eukaryota; Metazoa; Arthropoda; Ostracoda; Podocopida; Darwinulidae
Source: the annotation of a GenBank genome assembly